Molecule: messenger RNA, 1008 nt
Organism: Hymenoscyphus albidus
Lineage: Eukaryota; Fungi; Ascomycota; Leotiomycetes; Helotiales; Helotiaceae
Source: the annotation of a GenBank genome assembly
AUGUUCGACCAAUCCUAUAUGUCGUCCUCACCUCUUCUAGUCCUCUCGGCGCAACACCACCCUCAAUCUUCCUUCAUGGACCACAACCCUCUGUCAUUUACCUCACAUUUUGGCAGCAAUCCACAAACACCAUCAUCUGCCUGGUCCAAUCGUCCAUACAAAAGCGUCCCAUCAUCAGGCGCAGGAAGAAAGCGCUCACGCGACGAGGCUGCCGAUAACCUCACUGAAGAUGAAUACUUCCCCAUCCAAGUUCCAACUCCUCAAUCUGAGAACGAAGAUGAGUGGGUAUAUGGUGAAGGCAUGACCCUCAUCAAGCCCAAUCGCAGUGGCAUUGCCAUCGAAGCAUCAAGUCAAACUGGCACAUGGGCUGAGGAGAAAGCCGAACAAGAAAAGGCACAAGCCGAAGCGCAAGCAAAGUUACUCUCAUCCAGCCCACAGAGACCCAUCAUUCGCGCCACCAAAAGUCAACGGCUUGAUUGCAGCGCUACACCAUCCAUCACAGAAGAGUCGAUGCAAAGUGGAGCUCUCAUGACACCUUCAGCUUCUUCACCAGAGAGACCAGGACUUACGGAGCCAACUAUUGAUGACUUCACGCGACAUCUCGGUAUUGGAUGGUCUCGAAUCAGUAGCGAUGAACACAUUCAAGCUGCCGCCAAAGGAUGGAGUCGCUUCAUUGAUAAUCACUUUCCCGUCACCAACGCCAAAAUCGCUCUUCAAAGCAAAGGUCUAGCCAGUUAUCUUGUCGAAGCAAGUGAGGGAUACUUUUUGUUCGACGAAGCUCUGAAGCAAGGUCGACUGGUAAGUACUAAUCUAGAAAUCGUGUGGGCUAACUUGCAGACUCCUGUACCCGUCUUCGAAGGACAAGUGGUCAUGGACGCCGCUGAGACACCCAAGCUCGUCGGAGUUUCCAGCAUCAAUAAUGAAACUCAGAUGGAAGAGGUCAACAUCGCUAUUAACGGAGUGCAGCCUCUUGAGCAAGGUAAUGAGGUUGAGAUGGAUAUGAGUUAA